Molecule: messenger RNA, 2157 nt
Organism: Loxodonta africana (African savanna elephant)
Lineage: Eukaryota; Metazoa; Chordata; Mammalia; Proboscidea; Elephantidae
Gene: EMC10
Product: ER membrane protein complex subunit 10
Exons: 7
Coding region: 87-875 (262 amino acids)
Cellular component (GO): EMC complex
Source: RefSeq, a predicted model, not a curated record
GGGGCGGGGGAUGCGGCACGUUCAUCCCGCAGUGCUCCGCGGCGCUCUGCUCACACCGGCCUUUUGACAGGUGGGAGAGCACCGAGAUGGCGGCGGCCGGCGCUGGCGCAACUCGGCUGCUCCUGCUCUUGCUGAUGGCGGCAGCAGCGCCCAGCCGGGCUCGGGGCAGCAGCUGUCGGGCCGGGGCCGCGACACGGGGGGCCGGGGCAGAAGGCCGAGAAAACGAGGGCUGCGGCACGGUGGGGCUGCUGCUGGAGCACUCAUUUGAGAUUGAUGAUGCCAUGCACUUCAGGAAGCGGGGCUCGCUGCUAUGGAACCAGCAGGAUGGCACCUUGUCCCUGUCCCAGCGGCAGCUCAGUGAGGAGGAGCGGGGCCGUCUCCGGGAUGUGGCAGCCCUGAAUGGCCUCUACCGGGUCCGGGUCCCACGGCGACCCGGGGCCCCUGAGGGCCCAGAAGCUGGCGGCUAUGUCUCCUCCUUUGUCCCUGCGUGCUCCCUGGUGGAGUCACACCUCUCAGACCAGCUGACCCUGCAUGUGGACGUGGUUGGCAAUGUGGUGGGUGUGUCGGUGGUGACACUGCCCGGGGGCUGCCGCGGCUACGAGGUGGAAGACGUGGACCUGGAGCUGUUCAACACCACAGUGCAGCUGCAGCCGCCCACCACUGCUCCAGGCCCUGAGACAGCAGCCUUCAUCGAGCGCCUGGAGAUGGAGCAGGCCCAGAAGGCCAAGAACCCUCAGGAGCAGAAGUCUUUUUUUGCUAAAUAUUGGAUGUACAUCAUCCCCGUCGUGCUGUUCCUCAUGAUGUCAGGAGCGCCGGACACUGGGGGCCAGGGUGGGGGUGGCGGUGGGGGUGGUGGUGGGGGCAGUGGGCGGUGAGGGGCUGGGCUGCCCUGGGUCAACACCGUUGUCCCCUCCCUAGGCCAUGCCCCUCCUGCCCAGAGGUCAUCACAAGGAUUAGCACCCCUCCAUCCCCCCCAUCCUUCUGUGUCAGCCCCUGUUAACCACAGGAGUCACCAGGCCAUUUCGACAAGUCCCUCCUUGGCCUCUGUGUCCCUGUUGGGGACAAGUGGCUCCCUUCGGGGCCCUUCAGUGUUGGCACAUGUCUAUCUGCUGCCCCCUGCCCUCUCUCGCAGCCCCUCUGUACCCCCAUGGGUUCCCUGUGCCCACAGAAUAGAGACCAAGCUCCUACCUUGUGCCCUGUCCCCAUGCCCCACUCCUGAGCCACAGUUUUGGGAACACGCCGAGUUCUCUCCAGCCUUCGUGCCUCUGGUGUGGUGUUCUCCCCUGGGGGCCAUCCUGCCAACAUCACUGGACAGGUGAUCUCACCCAGAUGCUCAGGGCGACCCCUGAUCAGCUGACACUGGAUGGGGCCCCCCCAUCUGUCUUCCCCUGAGGGUAGCGGUCCCCCUACAGAGCUGGUCCUGGCCCAGAGCAGGAGCACAGGGGCGGUGGGGACGGGGUCAUGGACUGACCGUCAAGCUGACCUUGAUCUGCCCGUGGCCAGGAGGCUCUGAGCAGCAGUUUAGGAUCCCUGCCUAUAGGAAGGCUUGAAGAAAUGUUUUAAGUUAAGCGAGAAACAAAAUGUCGAUGGAGUCAAAGGCCAGAUGAUGUACAUAGGAUCCCUUUGGCCUUGAUCUUGAGGCUCUAGAAGGUCUGACCUAGUACAGGGAGUAAGAGGCCAUGCUGGGGCCUUCGUUAUUGACCCCGCCCUUUCUUUUUACCUAUUUAAAAACACAGACAAAACAAUAUAUCAAAAUGUAUAAGAUAAUAUAUUGAAAUGUAUAAACGUUUUGAAAAGCUACAAUUUCUAGCAGCCAAGUGCAACUGUUUCCUUUUUUGGCUGCAAGCCAUGUACAGGCUUACUGGAUUCUGUUUAAUAGAUGAUUCAGAAACCCCAAACAAACAUGGUCCGUGGUCGGCAUCAUCUGUCAUAACGGCCGUAUGAUGGUCUGCUGUGUCCUGUAGCAGCUUAUUAAGCUUUUCCGUAAGUGUUCGACAUGGAGCCUGCUUCCUGGUUUAUGUGCUUAUAAACAGUGCUACAGUGAAUGCUCUCAUGCAGGCUCUCUUUGGUGUGAGUUUGAAUUAUUUCCGUGGGACAAAUGACUAAAAAUGGAAUUACUAUGGCAGAUUAAAAAGUGUUUUAUGAAUAAAUAGUAAA